Messenger RNA from Brassica napus (rape), 2136 nucleotides. RefSeq lists its product as uncharacterized. NCBI's taxonomy places the organism in Eukaryota, Viridiplantae, Streptophyta, Magnoliopsida, Brassicales, Brassicaceae. The transcript has a single exon. The record is from RefSeq and is a predicted model, not a curated record. Bases 1110 to 2048 code for a protein of 312 amino acids.
AAUUAAACUGAGAAAUGAUAAACGUGUAAGAUUAGACGCCACAAGUUAAGAUAAGAAGAUCUAAAACUUGUACGAUGAAAGCUAGAUCAGCCGCCAACGUGUGGAAUCACAUGAACUUCGCUAUUGCGUAUUGCCACGUAAUAGCUUAAACCAGCAAGAUCUAAGUCAAUACACAUGUAUACUGUUUAUCUAUUCAUGUAAAUUUACCAUUAUUUUUUGUUUCAAUUAUUCUUCAAUUACUAUGAUAUUAUAUAUAUUGACUUUCUGAACAAAAUGUUUAGACAAUGUCUGAAUAAAAGUGUGUUGACAAAAAAAAAGUGUCUGAAUAAAAGUGGUGAAUUUAUUUGUUCACAAAAAGUUGAUUUCUAGAGAACGCAUUAAUAACUUUUUGACUAGAAAAAAAUAUUGCGUUUUCUCGAUAACGCAGUAAUUCAUGAUUGGAAAAUGACGAUGCCUUAACUCAUAGAGGUGUUUUUCUUUUGAACUGGAAAAAAAAACAUUGUACAACUAAAUAGAGGUGCUGAACGAUUAAAAUAAAAAAGUUGUUGUACUUUCUUUAUGACCAAAAUAAGAGAUUCAGAAAUGGAUAAACUCAGAUAAAUCGUUUUGAUUCAAUCUUGAAAUGUCAUUGUAUCUCUGACUCUCUGUAAAUUUGAAUCGUUAGGUGAAGCAACAAAAUAAAUUCACUAUUAACAUAUACGUGGAGGCGAAGCUAUUGUAUAUACGUUGUUUUAUUUUACUUUGUUGUGCUGUCAAAACAUGGAACAUUUUGUCAAUGCAUGGCGUCAUUGACGUGUAGACAUUGGCCUUGACCUAAAUGUUUUUCCGAUUUGCUUAUAUCAUCACCCUAUCUCGACAAGAUUUUAAAUUUUUGUUCCUACCUUAACACAUACAUAUUAAAAUGUAAUGUAGCUUGUACACUUUCAGGUAAAACAAAGGAUUAACCAUUGAAUAAGACAUGCAGGAGAUGAUUGGGCUUUAUUUCCACGUAACUCAGAGUUAUAUCACCAUGGCACGACAAAUCGCGAAUCGUGGCAGGAUUCACAAGCAAGAUUUAGUGGUUGUCAAGGGUAGAAUAGGAACUUAAUGAGCUCAAUAAUUCAGAUUUUAUGAUCACAAUUCACAGUAUAUAUAAAGAGUUCCGACCAUGCACUUCGAACAUCAAACACAAUACACUCUGCACUCUCAAACCCCAAUGCCCAACUCAUCCCGAACUCUCUCUCAAAAUGACGAAAAUGCCCUCGUACACUGUUGAAAACCCUAACUUCGAGCCUUCAAAGGCCAAGAAACAAUACAACAUAUACUCUUCGUUGCUCCCUGUCUUCUUAUCGAUCUUAGCAUACAUUUUGAUCUUCUACGUCCUUGACGUAUCUCCUUCUUCGAUCUUCAACGACCCAAAGAUCUUGUUCUUCAUCUCAAACGCCCUUAUCCUUAUCAUAGCCGCAGACUAUGGCGUCUUCGCUGAGAAAGAGAACCACGAAUUUUACGGAGAAUACACGGCCGCGAUGAGAAUAGACGCGAGAGAAAACGCUAGACCUGAAAACUCAGGCUAUGAGGUGAGUUUGGCGGAAGUAACCAUGAAACGUGAGAAGCAAGAAGAAGCACUCAGAGAGAAAGAUACAACACGGUAUCUGUUUCAAAAGGAAGAGAAAGUUCCUGAGAAAAUCGUACAAGUCCUAAGCGACGAGCAGAAGACUGAGCAAAACAUUCAUAUGACCAUUAGUAAAGGAGAAACUUGUGGUGCAAGAAACCUAGUGAGCCCUAAACGGUACGGGAGAAGCAAAUCGGAUAAAGCACGCUCAGAACGUAGUCAUCGAGAGAUCAAACAUAGACGUAAAAGUUAUGAUCGAAGCAAGUCUGACGAUAGCUCGAAAUGGAUGGUUGGUCAAAAGUGGAAGAAGGCUCAUGAGGAGACGGAGGAGAAGUGGGAGAAUGUAAGAGAGGAAUCGGAAGAAUUUGCGAAAAUGUCGAACGAGGAGUUGAACAGACGAGUUGAAGGUUUCAUCCAACGGUUCAACAGAGAUAUUAAACGACAAACUUUAGUUUAGUUUAAUUUAAUUUAAUUUGUGCAGGUUAAGUCAACCUUUUUGUAUCAUUUUGUGUGUCGUCGUGCCAUAUGCUAACAUGAUUAUCCCU